Anastrepha ludens (Mexican fruit fly) is the source of this 1464-nucleotide messenger RNA. Its product is annotated as nose resistant to fluoxetine protein 6. The record is from RefSeq and is a predicted model, not a curated record. The transcript has 7 exons. Lineage: Eukaryota; Metazoa; Arthropoda; Insecta; Diptera; Tephritidae. Bases 9 to 1322 code for a protein of 437 amino acids.
UUUAUAAAAUGUUACUGUGGCUUUUCGCGAUUGCGAGUUAUUUUUCUGGUUAUGCAAGUAGCUACGAAAUGAAUAUGACGAGAUACUUCAAAAUGCCAAACCUUUAUGAUUUCGAUGAUUAUGAUCGUUGUUUACAAGAAUUCAAGCAUCGAGAGACAUAUUGUUUUGUGCGCGCUGAGGUGCUGCCGCAAGAAAACUUGGAGGUAUGGCAAACCAUUGCUGAGGUAUCGAAAUACAACAAACAUCACUUUAAUCAUCGGCAUCUGUAUUAUGGGUUAUGUUUGCGCUGGUGUGAAGAGGAUUUAGUGCAAGCUGGGGCCGAUGUGGUCAAAGAACUUUAUGCUGGAUUACUCACCAACAACACAAAGCUCAACACAUACGUGGGUUUAUUCACCGCGGAGGAGUCCAAUCGUGUACAAUAUAAUACUAUAUUGAAUCAAUGUAUAAACUUGAAAUUAGCACAAACAUAUGGACUGAAAGCUGUCAGUAUGAUUGAAUAUUGCGAAACCAACCAUAAAGUUGUCGAAAUGGACACGUGGAACCUGACAUUCUAUGCCAUCACUUUUGUGCUGAUUUUAUUAGUUGCCAGCAGCAGUUUAUUUGAUUUCUAUCUCAAGCAUAGGCCUAGCGACAAAGAAAUUUCAAAGGAAGGUCACUACAAAAACGCAGUCACGGGCAUAGGCAACAGAUUCUGUGUGAGCUUUUCAAUAGCGCGCAAUUGGUAUCGCUUAAAUCAGGAACCAGUCGGCAAAUUGGGACGUGAUCUACGCUUUCUUGAUUGCUUCAAAUUUUUCUCUAUGUUCCUGGUGGUUUUCGCUCACACCAACUGGAUUCUGUAUGAGGGCGCCUUGAGCAAUCCUCAGGAUGUUGAACGAUUGUUGCAUACCCUUGCAGGCACUUUGCUAAUAUCUGGUGGUUUAAUUACGAUCACUUUUUUCGUCUUUAGUGGCUUAUUGUUGACUAUAAAUUGGCUGGCAUUUACAAAAAUCAAAAACAAUUUGAGCACCAUGGAAUAUGUGGAGGCUUUUAUUAAGUUUAAUAUAUUCCGUUAUUUGCGAUUGACCAUACCAUAUGGGUUUGCCAUUUUAUUGAGUGGUGUGUAUUUUGAAAAUCCCGGUGGACCACUUUGGCGUCACAUUUUUGAACGUGAGCAGCUCGCAUGUCGUAAGAAUUGGUGGGCCAAUUUACUGUAUAUUAAUAAUUAUUAUCGCAACGAUGAGAAGGGUGCUGGUGGCAGACUUGGGAAUGGUGCCAUCUUCAAAUCUGGGGUGUAUAUUGAGGAAAAUAUGCUCUCUCACUAUUCGCACAAAAUAAUCGUUUAGCAUGCGUCGAUGCGCCCUCGACGAAUUUCAAAAAAAUUUGGUCAAAUUUUUCCACUGAUUGACAAUGCACAGCAAACCGUCACUUUGGAACCAUGAAUUGGCUGCUGAUGUUUUAAUAGUGGCUUCUUUCCUUUAGGUCACA